Cuscuta epithymum is the source of this 3094-nucleotide messenger RNA. The record is from the annotation of a GenBank genome assembly. Lineage: Eukaryota; Viridiplantae; Streptophyta; Magnoliopsida; Solanales; Convolvulaceae.
UUUAGAUCAUAGAUUAGAAUUCCACAACCAAGUUUGAGUUGUGAAUAUCCUUGAGAGAUAUGUGAGGUGUUUUGAGAGUUUUUAGUUAGAGCUUGUAUGUCUCUUCUUUCUAUUCUUGAAAGUAAUAGAAGUGUUUUUCUCUCAUAUUAGCACGAUCCUUUUAUUCCCAACAAGUGGUAUCAGAGCCUGGUUGAGCUUUUGAUAUUUUUCCCAGAUUUUUUCAGAUAAAAUUCUACUGUCUGAAAAAUCGAGUUUUUCAGUAUUGCUCGGAAUUGCAAUCUGAUUAUACCGUUGGAUUCGUCUCGUCGAGACGAGAAAACUGGUAUUUUUGGGGAUUUUUUUGGCCACCGGAAGCUGCCGUACGCGCCGCCAAACGCCGGCCAAAAAUGCCUGCGUCAUGCUGACGUCAUCACGCGCAGACAGAGGUUGGAGACAGCUGACGUCAUCAGCCAGCCAGAGCUGCGUCAGCGACACGUCAGCGCCACAUGUGCAGUCCCAGCACAGUCAGCCGCCACGUCACCAGUCAACUGCCAACUUUCACCAGCGCCCAGUCAGCUGCCACGUCAUCGCCCAGUCACCGCCACGUCACUGCCACGUCAUCUGCCACGUCACCGGAAGUGGAGAUGAAAUCGCGAAUUUCCCGGCGAUUUUGCUUCUGAGCGGAAACAAACUCUGCGGAGAUGAAACUCAAGUGUUGUGAACAAACACAAGGAAGCGCACGACCACAUUUUCCGGGCACACGCCAUCGCAUUCCUUUCUCCACAAAUAAACCACUCUAACUUCCGCCUUAUAAUCAUCAUGCAACUAUCGACACACUCACACACACGCAAAUUGGGUUGAUCUCUCUCACCUCUGUUUCCGUUCUGUAUAUAAAUGGAUCUCUGCUUUUUCAUCCCUUACGAUCACGCCGACUCUCUCACUCCAAUAUUUUACAAGGUGGAGGUGAAAUGGCCGCAGCUCCACACCCACAGUGCACGACAAGUAACGACGCGAACAAUUCUUCCAAUGAACACUCAAUCGAUGAUAUUGAAUGUGACCAGAUUGUUGUCCCAGAUAAAAAGGGGUGGAAGAAGUUUUUGGCAUAUUUGGGUCCAGGAUUUCUUGUUUCUAUUGCUUAUAUUGAUCCUGGAAAUUUUCAAAGUGACCUCCAAGCAGGAGCUCAGUACAAAUAUGGGUUACUGUGGAUUAUAUUGGUAGCUUCAUUUGCUGCUGUUAUUGUCCAAAUGCUGGCAGCAAACCUUGGAAUUGUUACAGGAAAGCAUUUAGCUGAACACUGUCGACAAGAGUAUCCAAAGAUCUUGAGUUUUAUCUUGUGGAUUAUAGCCGAAAUAACUAUAGUUGCAUGUGACAUCCCCGAAGUGAUUGGAACGGCUUUUGCACUGAACAUGCUCUUCAAUAUAGUGUUAUGGUGUGGCGUGCUAAUCACUGGCCUGAGUACAUUGGUCCUACUAUUACUGCAGCAAUACGGGGUGAGGAAACUUGAGAUCUUUAUUGCUUUGCUUGUGUUCACAAUUGCUGCAUGCUUCUUUGUGGAGCUUGGAUAUGCAAAACCUAAAUCAUCGGAAGUUUUACAUGGUCUUUUCGUUCCACAACUUGAAGGAGAUGGAGCCACUAAGCUAGCUGUCUCACUUCUUGGUGCUAUGGUUAUGCCGCAUAAUCUUUUCCUCCACUCGGCACUUGUCCUUUCUAGGAAAAUCCCCCGGUCUUUCAAUGGCAUCAAGGAUGCAAGAAAAUUUUAUUUGAUGGAAAGUGCAUUGGCAUUAAUGGUGGCAUUUCUGAUCAACGUUUCAGUUAUUUCAGUUAGUGGUGCGGUUUGCAAUUCACCAAAUUUGGACACUGCUGACAAACUCAAGUGCCAAGACUUGGAUUUGAACAAAGCUUCAUUUUUGCUUAAAAAUGUUCUUGGUAGAUGGAAUUCCAAGCUUUUUGCAAUUGCUUUGUUGGCUUCCGGACAGAGUUCUACCAUUACCGGGACAUAUGCUGGACAAUAUGUCAUGCAGGGGUUUCUAGAUUUGAAGCUGCAGCCCUGGAUUAGGAACUGUCUGACUCGAUGCUUAGCAAUUAUCCCAAGCCUUAUUGUUGCGAUCAUCGGCGGGUCGAAUGGUGCUGGAAACCUAAUUAUCAUUUCAUCGAUGAUUUUAUCAUUUUCGCUUCCUUUUGCUCUCAUUCCUCUUUUGAAGUUCACAAGUAGUAGAUUGAAGAUGGGUGUACACACCAACUCAUAUUUUAUUUCAGCCUCAACAUGGGUUAUCGGGGCUCUUAUAAUAGGCAUCAACGUGUACUAUCUGGUAGAGAAAUUAGUUAUAUCUCUCCGUAGCAGCCAUCUUAAAUUUGUGGGAACUGUGUUUUGUGGAAUCUUGGGAUUUUCAGCCAUGCUCGUGUAUUUGGCCAGCAUUGCUUACUUGGUGAUUCGGAAGAACAAGGAAGGUGGUGCGCACUUGCUAGCAUUGACCACGUCUGAAAUCAGGGGCGGAUCCAGUGCUGUUCAAGACUAUGCACAUGAACACCCAAAAAAAUCAGUUUUCUUUACCAUAAGUACGUCAUUUUAGUUUUUUCUAAAAAUUUCGAACUGUCGUAGACGCCGGCAGGGUGUUGUCUCCUUCAGACUCUAGUGGCCACCGCACAUCUUUGCUCUGCUUCAGCAUUCCUGUUGCCGCCGCCCGACGCCCGACGGUGCUCUAUCGUUUGUCGAGAGUUCCAUCUCCCUAGUCACGAGCUCCAGAUUCCCAGCCUUGGAUUUUCUCCAUCUCGCGAGUUGCAAUGGUUUCCGUCAUCAUCAGUCCACCAACGGUACUCUAGUCUCCUUAAUCCACGGGUUGAAGGUAAACAGUUCCACCAUGGCAUCCUCUUCUCGCGAUCAUGCCUGACGCCUCCACUCCACGUUAGUGGUUAGACCUAGUUUUUGUAAAUCUAGUACUCCGUAUGAAAUUUAUAAAUUCAUUUUCUAAUUCCCAUUUCCCACUAGUCACUGCUUGCCUAGUUGCCUUGAAAGUAUUGGAAUAUAUGAUGUCAGGUUUAGUGGAUUGAAAACAUUUUAUACAAAUUGAAUGUCCGAACUCUUGAUGUCGACAAUAUAAUUUUGCUUAAAGUUUUU